Messenger RNA from Myotis davidii, 2339 nucleotides. It is a transcript of the gene ENO4, whose product is annotated as enolase family member 4. Gene Ontology annotation, biological process: glycolytic process. The transcript has 13 exons. The record is from RefSeq and is a predicted model, not a curated record. The coding region runs from base 1 to 1854 and encodes 617 amino acids. Gene Ontology annotation, cellular component: phosphopyruvate hydratase complex. Lineage: Eukaryota; Metazoa; Chordata; Mammalia; Chiroptera; Vespertilionidae. Gene Ontology annotation, molecular function: magnesium ion binding; phosphopyruvate hydratase activity.
AUGGGGGACGAAGGCGGCGGCCGCGGCUGUGGGCCCACUAGGGAGCUGCGGAGGCUGAAGCAGCAGGCGCUGGAGUACUACCGGGAGAACGACGUCCCGCGCAGGCUGGAAGAGCUGCUCAACUCCACCUUCUACCUCCAGCCUGCCGACGUCUACGGGCACCUGGCGAACUGCUUGUCUAAACUUGCGAAGCCGCCCACCAUCUGCAAAGUGGUGGGGAAGCAUGUGCUGGACGGACUGGGGCUUCCCACCCUCCAAGUGGAAAUAUUCUGCACCAUUCAGAAUUUUCCCAAGUACAUUUGUUCUGUGAUGAUGGCGACUCACUUCGAAGUCUACGAGAACGCUGUGCCCGAGCUAGCUGAAGCGAUGGAAGCAGAGAGGUUGGAUGCCGUCAGCACUGCUGUGCGGUGGGUCAAUGAAAACAUCACCCAGGAGCUUCAGGGCCUAGAGCCCUCCAACCAGGCUGAGGUGGACCAGGUGCUCAGGACAUUCUUUGAAAAUAAAGUGCAAGAAGAUAAUGAGGGAAAAGAAUUGGAAAAGAGCCUGGAAAAAUCAGCAGUACACCUGUCUUCCUCUCUGAUGCCACCACCAACAACUCCUCCUCCUCCACCUCCGGCCAAAAAAAAAGGACAGAAGCAAGGUCGGAAGAGUACUAUCAUAGAGAAACCUAUCCCACCUCCAGAGCCUGUUGAACCUGUGCUCUGUGGCAGCAUGGCCAUAGGGGCCGUGUCACUAGCUGUCGCCAAGACCAUUGCCGUGCUGGACAGUAACCCUCUGUACUUCCAUAUCGCGUCCCUGAAGCACCAUCAGGAACAGCCAGCAAAGCUAACUAUUCCUUUGCUAAUGGUAUCUCUGGUCAGCUGUGGGAAGUCGUCGCCUGGGAAGCUGAAUUUAAUGAAAGAAGUGAUCUGUAUACCCCAUCCUGGAUUAAUGGCUAAACAAGGUGUGGAGAUGCUCAUGGAAAUUCAGAAGCAAAUAAGCAAGACAAUUGAAACGCCCCCUCCUCCAAAAGCAGAGAUGAAGAAAGGGCAUAAUGGAGGCAAAAGAGGUCAGCAGCCGGUCACUGGCAAGAUGUCCCAUCUGGGCUGCUUGACCAUCAAUUACGACACCAUAGAGCAGCCCCUGCUCACCAUACAAGGAGUCUGUGCGAACCUGGGGCUAGAACUGGGGACGAAUCUGUAUCUGGCCAUCAACUGUGCUGCGCAUGAGCUGGUGGACUAUAGUAAGGGGAAGUAUGAAGUGAUGAUGGGAACAUACAAAAACACCACUGAGAUGGUUGACCUGUAUGUGGAUCUGAUCAGCAAGUUCCCUUCAAUUAUCGCCUUAAUUGAUCCUUUCAGGAAAGAGGACUCUGAACAGUGGGACAGCCUCUAUAAUGCUCUUGGUUCCAGGUGUUACCUCAUUGCGGGAAGUGCCUCCAAAAGCAUUGCCACACUUCUAGAGGAAGGCGACAUCAGCACCCCCAGAUCCAGUGGGCGGAUCAUAAAGCACACCAAUCAGACGACGCUGUCCGACUUGGUGGAAAUAAGCAACCUCAUGGACAGUAAGAAGCACCUGGCUGUCUUUGGAAGCGCGGAAGGGGAGUCUGCAGAUGACAGCCUCGUGGACCUGGCCAUUGGACUGGGUGUCCAGUUUAUCAAGUUGGGAGGUCUUUCUCGUGGCGAACGAGUGACCAAGUACAACCGCAUUUUCACUAUAGAGGAAGAACUUGUCCGGAACGGAACACUGGGUAUGUGCUGCUUUCCUGCUUUGUUUUCACUUGGCCGUGAACAAGAGAACAAAGACGGGAAGAGGGGGAAUAGAAGUCCCCCAGCAGGAGGGCAGGGGACUCCAAAGACUAGAAAUCAGAGCUGACAAACCAGGGUGGCAUGUGCCACAAUGUGCAUUGUUUCCUUCAUGGAUUAUCUGUUUACCUGAAUGUUUAACACUCUCGCCAGCUGUUCGUCUUGAUAAAUAGGCUGCGUGAUGCUUUUCAAUAGAAUUGAUUGAUUGGAAUCUCCAAGCCUACCUUUUGUUGUGGUACAAAUCAAGCUGAGGUUGCUCUGCACAACCCAGGAGAAUUAAAGGCAGGUUUUUCCUGAUGGCUUUUGGAAACCACUCAUUUUACUGAAGACAAGCAGGCAGCGUGUUCAUGUUAAUGUUGUGCUUUGGGAAGGCUGUCGUCUCAAGAGAAAGGAACCAAUCACUCAUGACAUGAAACCUUGGUAAAUUUGCAUGGGUCCAAUCACCUUGUAUACUGGUUUAACUGGAGAGAAACACCCCAAAUAUGCAGUUUUACUUUUUAUAUUAUUGAUGGUGAUGGCCAGAAGUACAUUUGUAGCACACAGAGACAUUAAAAC